AUGGCGGAAGCUAAAGAGUCCACGUCGAGUCCGCUGGCGCAAGCCGACUCUGAAGAUGUUCCCAAGUCUCCUCCAAGCUCCCCCAACUCCUCCACUCGCGAGGCAUGCUAUGCAGUGCUCCAGAGUUGGGUCUCAAAGAAAUUCAUGACCGGAUGCAUGGUUCUCUUUCCUGUCGCUGUUACAUUCUUCAUCACUUGGUGGUUUGUUCAGUUUGUGGAUGGUUUCUUCAGUCCAAUAUAUGCCAGGCUUGGGGUUAGCAUAUUUGGCCUGGGAUUUGUCACAUCCCUUGCCUUUAUAUUCUUAGUUGGUAUAUUUGCUUCAUCAUGGAUGGGUGCAACAGUUUUCUGGAUUGGGGAAUGGUUCAUAAAACGAAUGCCCUUUAUGAAGCACAUAUACUCAGCCUCCAAACAAAUUAGCUCUGCAAUCUCUCCAGACCAAAAUACCACUGCAUUUAAAGAGGUUGCAAUUAUCCGUCAUCCUCGGCUUGGUGAAUACGCAUUCGGUUUUAUCACAUCAUCUGUAACCCUUCAGAGGGAUGAUGGAGAUGAGGAGUUGUGUAGUGUUUAUGUCCCAACAAACCAUCUAUACAUUGGCGAUAUUUUUCUUGUCAAUUCUGAAGAGAUCAUACGGCCAAAUUUGUCCGUGCGGGAAGGGAUAGUUAUAGACGACAAGAGAAAAUGGGUCCCUAAUAUAAUAGCUCCUGGAGAUGUAUGA
Messenger RNA from Prunus armeniaca (apricot), 714 nucleotides. The record is from the annotation of a GenBank genome assembly. Lineage: Eukaryota; Viridiplantae; Streptophyta; Magnoliopsida; Rosales; Rosaceae.